AUGCAGCAUGCAGAAGAUCAGUCAGUGAGCGCAGUUCUUGCAGUUGACGAGGCUUCUGCCGCUUCCAGCACACCCGGCCUACAAGUAGAGGAAGCAGCAGCGACGGUAGCAGCCGCACCACCAGCAGCAGCUGCUGCCGUUGCAUGCGAGCAGCCACAGAACAGCCAGAAAGGAGGAGGACCUGCAACUGAGGCGACAGCAGCAGAAGGGGGGCCUCUAGACAUCCAAUUUGCAGCAGGGGCCCCUUCGGCAGCAGCAGGAGAUACAGCUGCGUCCGAAACGACAGCAGCAGCAGGAGGGAAAGCAGCUGCGGAACCCUCCACUGAAAUUAGAGGUGAUUGCGACACUACAAUUCAAAAAGAUGUUGCUCCUGCACAUACACUGGAUGCGCGCAGCGAAGCUGCAACGCCUCUGAUCUGCUCAGAGGAAGCAGUAGAUGCAGCAGGGACGACAGAGGAAACGGAGAGUCAGCUGCCUUCUGAGGCACACCAAGCCAUCCCCAUACGCAUGGGGAGACAGACGUGGCGACCACGGGGCCAGCGGCUGAGCUUUGGCCGCCUGUGCAAAGGCAACGCUGCACCGGGGGGGUGCGCAGGCAACAGCUCAGCGGCAAAGAAGCGUUGGGAGCACCAGCAGCAACAAAAACAAGUUGCGCGAGAAGCACGUGAAGCCGAGAAACAAGCACGAGCAGUGAAGGAGAAGAUCCGACUGCAGCGCCGCAAACAAAGGGAGGCCAAGAAGCAACGGAAGAAAGAAAAUGAGAUGAAGAGCGCCAAAGUGCAAGUCAUUAAAAAUACCACAAAAAUCAAGAAGUGGAGAAAGCAAGCCAGAAGACAACUCGUCAAAAUGUCACCCGAAAUGAUUCGGAAUCUGUACGGAGUACAGAUAUGA
Eimeria mitis is the source of this 891-nucleotide messenger RNA. RefSeq lists its product as uncharacterized. The transcript has a single exon. The coding region runs from base 1 to 891 and encodes 296 amino acids. NCBI's taxonomy places the organism in Eukaryota, Apicomplexa, Conoidasida, Eucoccidiorida, Eimeriidae. The record is from RefSeq and is a predicted model, not a curated record. Gene Ontology annotation, cellular component: nucleolus.